GAAGCUGUGACUCCAGUGGGAGGGUUUUAUUUCCAGCCUGCAAGAUCUCCUCGGACGAGCUCACUUCUGCACGACAUAGAAUUUGCCAUGGCAUCUCCACUGAAGAGUCUGGUUAAUGAUGAUAGCAGGUACCAGAAAUCCUUCCAGCUUUUUCUGGAGCGUUCCUCUGAGCAUCAGUGUAUGCAGGACUUCAUCCACAGUAAGCUGCCAGACAUACUGGCCAGCAUUGGAGAUGGAAAGUCCCAUCUAAAUGUCAUUGGAGUCGGAAGCGGAGCUGGUGAGAUUGACCUAGAGAUGCUCUCCGAGCUCCGUAUGAAGCACCCAGGGGUGACUGUGGAUAACGAGGUGGUGGAGCCCAGCAGCCAGCAGCUACAUAACUACAGAGUUUUGGUGUCACAGAAACCAGGUUUAGAUUACAUCAAAUUUACCUGGAACAAGAUGACUGCCUCUGAGUUUGAGGAGCACUGGAAAGUGAAAAAGAUGACAAAGAAAGCUGACUUCAUUCACAUGAUACAGAUGCUGUACUAUGUGCAGGAUCCUGGAGCUACCAUCAACUUCUUCAGGAGUCUCCUGGAUAAGAAUGGGAAGCUUCUUAUCAUCCUAGUGUCUGGGGAGAGUGGUUGGGGAAAGCUGUGGCGGACUUACAGAGACCAGCUUUGUAACACAGAAAUAAGUCAGUGUGUGACCACUGGAGACAUCAAAAGCGUCCUGGACUCCAAGGGAGUGAGCUACCAGAGCUACGAGCUGCCAUCUGAAAUGGAUAUCACAGAGUGUUUCACUGAAGGGGAUGAGAAGGGAGAGCUGCUCCUUGAUUUUCUCACUGAGGUACUGGACUUCAGUAAGACAGCCUCACCUGAGCUGAAAGCUGGUGUCAUGGAGCUACUUCGACAUCCAGACUGUAGUGUGGAGUCCAACGGCAGAGUUAUUUUUAACAACAACCUCGGAGCAUUAGUCAUAGAUCAGCUCUCUUAAAAACAGUCAGUUAGUACAGUGAACAUGAAAUUUGCAGUAUAUUGCUAACAUAGUUGUUGAGUUUUAAACAGGAUGAUCGUUCAAUAGUUUACAUUGUAUAAUCAACUGUAUAUAAUGAAGAAGCUUUUAGUAUUUGUGGGAAAUACCUUGUUUUACAUAGUCAGUGGUACAAACAUUCCACACAACCUGAACUAUCUCUAAGAGGAUUUUGAUUUUAUAGGUUUUCUAAGAACAUGUAUUUGGGGUUAAUUAUUUAUUAAUUUGAUAUUAAUUCUUCUAUGCUUGUGCAAAAUCAAAAUUCCUUAAUUGUAAUUAACACAGUUUGUUGCAUUGCCAUGACCCACUCUGAUUUUCUAACAAAUGUAAAUAUCAGAGUUUUAAUCAGCUUCAAAUUGUAGCUUCAUAUAAUUUUAAUGGGCUACAGUUGGCAGGCUGUGCUGCCAACCCCAUCACAGUCCUGCUCUCAUUGGAUCAUAUUACUUUGGAAAUAUAAUAAUAAAUGGAAAAUUGAGCAUUUAGUGUUUUCCACGGAGAUUGAGCUCUUAAUUUUAGAUAAGCUGAAUGCUCCUGUGAGAGUGUCUGGAGCUAUUCUAGUUUGCAUACACUGCAGCUGUUGUGGAAGUUAUGUACAUGGUGACACAUGCAAUGCAUUGGUUAUAUAAACACGGGCACAAUGGCAGCAGCCGCUGUGAGUGUUUGUCAUCACCCAGAAUGAUUAUUCCUGGUAUAGCUGAAGUGUUGGCACCAUCUUGAGGGCAGCAUCUGUAACUAAGCCUUGAAAUGUGGGCAUAUGAAGGAUACAGAUUCUGGACAAAUUGAAUGACUGUGAGUAGAUCACUGACCACCUCUAUUAUCAAGUACAAAAAAAAACCACACUCAAACACACAACUUGACAACAAACUAUAAUAAAAAAGUAAGCUACUUCAAAAAUCAAAAAUAUGGGAAAAUUUAAAACUACAAUCACUUGGAGUCUUUGAAAUUGAAUAUCUAGGCUGCCUGUGCACACACAUUAAAUACAGGCACACACACAUACACACACACACACACACAGAGGUAUCUGCAAUAAAAUGGGAUCAUCUGGGGCUGCAGCAGUUAUUUUUUUUAAAGAUUGUUUUUGACUGCACCACAUUGACAACAAGCAGUGGAGCGGAAACCCAGAUCUGUCAAUGUCCCCUUUUUUAGGGAAAGCGGUGACCACUGUACCCUAAUGUGUGUCUUUAUCUUACUGUAUCUGAUAAAGACAGAGACAGAAAAUUCUGGUUUAGCUCCCCAGGUCAGCUCAUGAAAAGUGUGCUUUGAAAAAAAAAAACAGAGAAAGGCAAUUA
Messenger RNA from Toxotes jaculatrix (banded archerfish), 2297 nucleotides. RefSeq names its product histamine N-methyltransferase (gene hnmt). The transcript is spliced from 7 exons. Bases 88 to 972 code for a protein of 294 amino acids. Lineage: Eukaryota; Metazoa; Chordata; Actinopteri; Toxotidae. Gene Ontology annotation, molecular function: N-methyltransferase activity. The record is from RefSeq and is a predicted model, not a curated record.